GGGCUGGGUCUGGUCAUGGGCCAAGGCUGCGUCUACUCUGGAGCUGAUCUUGCGAUUGUCGACUUGAACAAGGAUGAAGCAGAGUCCCAGGUCGAUGAAUUGAUUGACGCUUUCAGAAAGGAGAACCCGGGAUGCGAAAGACUGCCCCGAGUUACGGCGUACUACGCAGAUGUCUCAAAGCCGGAGUCUGUGGAUAAGUGCAUUCGCGAGAUCCUCAACACCUACCAAAAGAUUGAUGGCCUCGUAACCUCAGCCGGAUUCACAGAAAACUUUGACGCCAUAAACUAUCCAAUUGACCGAAUGCGCAAGCUUUGGGGUGUCAACGUGGACGGCACCUAUCUCUUCGCCGUAGCUGUCGCCAAGCAUCUUAUGGAGCGAAAGGCUCCUGGGAGCAUUGUUUUCAUUGGUAGCAUGUCAGGGGCGAUCGUGAACGUCCCUCAACCACAGGCCCCUUACAACGCCGCGAAAGCUGCGGUCAGGCAUCUUGCUGCGUCAUUGGCCGUUGAAUGGGCUCACGCUGGAAUCCGCGUGAACUGCAUCUCUCCUGGCUAUAUGCUAACAGCUUUGACAAAAAAGAUCCUGGCCGAUAACCCCGAUCUGAAGAAGACUUGGGUGUCUCUCAUUCCGCAGGGUAGGAUGGGUCAGCCUGAAGAUCUGAUGGGCCCUGUCACCUUCUUGUUGUCAGAUGCAGCUUCGUAUGUCACUGGCGCAGACCUUCGAGUCGACGGAGGAUACACCAUCACAUAA
Molecule: messenger RNA, 747 nt
Organism: Fusarium falciforme
Lineage: Eukaryota; Fungi; Ascomycota; Sordariomycetes; Hypocreales; Nectriaceae
Exons: 5
Coding region: 16-747 (243 amino acids)
Cellular component (GO): intracellular anatomical structure
Molecular function (GO): oxidoreductase activity, acting on NAD(P)H, oxygen as acceptor
Source: RefSeq, a predicted model, not a curated record